AAAGCACCGGGAGCCUCCACGCGCACAGCGGGCGACCAGAGCGACAGCGCGGGCGUGAGAAUGUCUCUGUACCGGAACUCAGCAUGGUUCCUCAAAGGACUCACCGAAUUCACCAAGGGGGCGUUUCUGUCGGUAUCUAAAAACUUUGUUGAGAAAGACCUGGAGGUGUCGAUGGCAGGCCGGUCCUUCAUGAUCACUGGAGCGAACAGUGGAAUCGGGAAAGCAACCGCCAUGGCCAUCGCCAAGAAAGGUGGUACAAUCCACAUGGUCUGCAGGAACAAGGACAAGGCGGAAGAAGCCAGAGCGGAGAUCGUCAAAGAGUCUGGAAACAAAGAAAUCUAUGUGCAUCUUUUGGAUCUGACUGAGACCAAAAAGGUGUGGGAGUUUGCGGAGUCCUUUAAGAAAAAGUACAAAACUCUCAACGUCCUGAUCAAUAACGCCGGCUGUAUGAUGACUAAGAGGGAGGUGAAUGGAGAGGAUUUGGAGAAAAGCUUCGCCAGCAACACUCUAGCCGUGUACAUCCUCAUCAAGAGCCUCAUUCCUCUGCUGGAGAAGAGCCCUGACCCCAGAGUGAUAACAGUUUCAUCCGGUGGGAUGCUGGUGCAGAAACUGCGAACCGGAAACCUGCAGUCUCAGAGGGGCAGAUAUGACGGCACUAUGGUGUACGCACAGAACAAGAGGCAGCAGGUGGUGAUGACGGAGCAGUUUGCUAAAGCUCAUCCCAACAUCCACUUCUCUGUAAUGCACCCCGGAUGGGUCGACACGCCAACCAUAGCGAACGCGAUGCCUGAUUUCCACAGCUCUAUGAAGGAGCGCUUGCGGACACCGGAGCAAGGGGCCGAUACGGUCGUGUGGCUCGCUGUGUCCGAGGCGGCCGUCAAGAGUGCCAGCGGGGGGUUUUUUCAGGAUCGGCAGAUGGUGUCGGCUCAUCUUCCCUUGGCCUGGACACACAGUUCACAGCUGGAAGAUCAGAAAUUCAUGAGCGUCAUGGAGGAUCUGGCCAAGGGCUUCCAGCCUCACUAAAUACACUCGCAUUUAACAACUGCAACACAAAUAAAUGUAGGACACUAACAUCGUUAACUGUUUAGACACAUUAUUCUCACUCGUAAAAGCAGUGUGAAUGUACUUACAGUACCUCACCAUAACUUUUAGCUGUAGAUUAAAAUGUCCUCCUGAGCUCUGAAAGACUGUUAUGCUCAAUAAAUGCUUAAAUACGUUUAAGUCUUUUACCACAAUGACUACUUCCUGUUUCUUCCUGUUCUGCUUCCUCGUACAUUUCAAUUCUCUCCUAUCAUUGGUCACGGCAGACGCAGGAUUCGUUCUUUUCCGACAGCUUUGUUCUGACACCAUGUGAUCAAUCUCAGCCAAUCGCAGUGCGUUCUCACUCUCACUGUGUCGGUGACUCCAACAAAUCAGGUCAAUCAGGUGGGAACCCGUUCUGACCGGAGUCACCCUAGCUGUCAAUCACUCACUCACGGCCAAUCACGUGGUGAAGCACAGGGAACUGUGGGAAAGGACAUUUCCUGCUUUUGGGGGCCUGUGAUUGGACGUUUCUUUGGUUUGAGUGUGUCACCAGAUGUUCCAGAGAAUGAGGAAGUGAUGUGUAGUUUUUUUAUUAUUAUUUGUUCUGACAAUAAUGUAUGAUUACAUUCCUACAUAUAUAGACUGUGUUAAUAACCAUUUAAUUAUGACAUGACUGUAAUUUCACACGUUUUCAUCCAACAUUAAUAAAUAUCUCUGAAGGUG
This is a messenger RNA of Rhinichthys klamathensis goyatoka, 1746 nucleotides long. RefSeq names its product dehydrogenase/reductase 12-like a (gene dhrs12la). The transcript has 10 exons. The record is from RefSeq and is a predicted model, not a curated record. The coding region runs from base 61 to 1023 and encodes 320 amino acids. Lineage: Eukaryota; Metazoa; Chordata; Actinopteri; Cypriniformes; Leuciscidae.